CCCAGGAUGUGGUGCCUCCUCGUGCUGCUCUGCUCCCAAGGAAUUGCCUUUUCAUCAGGAUUCACAGCAGCCCCCACUGCAGGUGCUGACACAAACCGCUGCAAGAAGAGUCGCAACCCCGAAUGCUUCAUGAAUGUUAGUGAAAUUAUCAGAUAUCAUGGAUUCCCCAGCGAGGAAUAUGAAGUUACAACAGAGGAUGGAUACAUUCUUGGUGUUUUCAGAAUUCCUGCUGGAAGGAACAGCCAAAAUACAGGGAAGAAGCCUGCAGUCUUGCUACAUCAUGGUAUUUUAUCAGAUUCUAUCCACUGGAUUGCCAACCUGCCCAACAACAGCUUGGGCUUCAUCCUUGCGGAUGCUGGCUAUGAUGUCUGGUUGGGAAACAGCCGAGGAGACACCUGGUCUUUAAAACACAGGACCCUUAAGCCUUGCCAGAAAGAGUUCUGGCAGUUCAGCUUUGAUGAAAUAGGUAAAUAUGAUAUUCCUGCAGAGCUGAACUUCAUCAUGAAUAAAACUGGACAGAAGGAGGUUUACUAUAUUGGUCACUCUGAAGGGUCAGCAGCAGGCUUCAUAGCAUUUUCUACUUACCCUGAUUUGUCUCAGAAGAUUAAAGCAUUCUUUGCUUUGGCACCAGUGGCCACCAUCACACAUGCCACCAGUCCCCUGGUCAGUCUUACAAAUAUUCCCAAGCCACUGAUUAGGUUACUACUUGGCUGCAAAGGAGCUCUUCACUACAAUGAGUUGUUGAAAGGACCUGUAACACAGUUCUGUGCAUGUCAGGGAAAAGUUUGUGGCAGUUUCUUCUGCUACCUAGUCGGGGGCAUGAUACAAAAUAUGAACACGAGCCGAACAGAUUCAUACUCAGGACAUUACCCAGCUGGAACAUCAGUACAGAAUGUCAUUCAUUGGCAUCAGAUCAUACGUGCAGACCAGUUUCAAGCUUAUGACUACGGCUGUAAGGAAAACAUGAAGAAAUACAACCAGACUGCUCCUCCUGUGUACAAGAUUGAGGAGAUAAAGACACCAACUGCUGUUUGGAGUGGUGGACAGGACAAAUUUGCAGAUCCAAAAGACAUGGCAAGGCUACUUCCUCGCAUUACUAAUCUCAUUUACCAUGAGCAUUUUCCUGCUUGGGGACAUCUCGAUUUCCUCUGGGGCCUUGAUGCACCUCAGAAAAUGUAUCUGAAAAUCAUUCAACUACUAAAAAAGUAUGCUUAAAGUACCACAGAAGGAUUUAACUCAUGCAACAGAAACCCCAGAAAUUUAUAUUUAGCAGCUGAUUAUUGGGAUAGGGAUAGGCAUAGAGGUUUACAAACUACUGAGAAUUGGUUUGGAAUUUUUUACAUUGCUUCCUAUGGUGUUACACUAUUUUGGUGACUGCAGUCUUUCUGAAGACACUAAGGUAGAUGUGAAUGACCACUGAAAGUACAAAUAUAUUAGAUAGAAUACUUCAGGGAUCCCUUACUUUGGAAGAUUUUGGUUUUUAUGUGACUGAUUUUGCUGAGAUUUCAUUUUCUGUUUCCUUGUUUAUCUGUACUACAUAUUUCACUUGAGAAAUAUCCCAUGAAAACCCAAAAUGGGAGAUAAUUUCUCUGUUAACUGAACUUGGCUGAAGUUGAAUUGUCUGUCAUCCUGAUAGUGUUACACCUGUUUUCCUCUCCUCACACUAUCAACAGCCGCGAGGAAGACCCAAAAGAUUUUCACUUGUGAAACUAUCCUAGCAUCUAAGCAGACAGGAUUGGCUAUACUGGCCCAAAUGCCAAGAAAUCCAACACAAAAACAUUUAUGUCAGAGAGAAAACAUGUGACUGUUGGACAGAUGCAGAUACUCUCUUACCCUCACACUAACUGAUGGCUUGUUACCCCUCUUACUACAAAGACUAUAAUUGUCUUCAUGCUCAUAACCUGGCAGCUGGGGAUUGAGAAGAUCAGGCAUAGCAACAAACUGCACAUAAAAGACAACUGCAUCCAUCUCAAUAAAUAUUCCUGCCACAAUCAGUAAAGAAGUUGUAGUUCUUCUGGGUCCUCAGUCGAUCAUGCCAGUGCUUGGCUAUAAGACUGUUCCAGGGGGUAAAGAUCACACCAAAGGGUUCAUCAUUACAGGGCAAGUCGGGAGAGUCAGGCACUGUGGGUGUUCUGGGUGGGGGCAUAAACCCAGAUUCCUCAGUCAAGACUUGUGGAAAGUGAAACCCAUUUGAUAAUAAUCUGGGAGAUAGAGAGUAAUAUAAACAAAACAUGUUUGUCUCUUGUAAUAUAGAAAACACAUGCAAAGGAUA
Messenger RNA from Poecile atricapillus (Black-capped chickadee), 2272 nucleotides. RefSeq names its product lysosomal acid lipase/cholesteryl ester hydrolase-like. The record is from RefSeq and is a predicted model, not a curated record. Gene Ontology annotation, molecular function: hydrolase activity, acting on ester bonds. The transcript has 9 exons. Gene Ontology annotation, biological process: lipid metabolic process. Bases 7 to 1215 code for a protein of 402 amino acids. NCBI's taxonomy places the organism in Eukaryota, Metazoa, Chordata, Aves, Passeriformes, Paridae.